AUGGGAAGCAAGCGCUCUUGCGCGGACGUGGAGGACGAGAACGAAGCGAAGCGCGCCAAGACCACAGAGCCGGCGACGUACGAAGUCCGAUUGGGAGAAGAGAUUUACGUUAACGUCGACUUUCUUUACAAUUUCCCGACAUACAAGACCUACUUCGCGAAGCAAUACGGCCGAUCUGUCGCAAGCUUUAUUAAGAAAGGAAACCUUCAAGUGGUUUGCGUGGCUAAGAAGGACGUUGACAACGGCAAGCUGGCGGUAAAACCGUUGUAUGCCCCCAAGUCGGAUGUGCAUUUAGCGAAGAAGAACGAUCGCAUCGCUGAGCUGAUCAAUCUCGCGAAGACCAAAUCCUAUCCUCUUGCUCCGCCUGUAAUCACAGACGAUGAUCUUGCCUUCUUCGUGGACAAGAGUGGCGAGAGGUACGAGGUGGAAAUGCGCGGCAAGCGUACCAUGGAGGGCAUCUACUUCAGGGUCAGAGACGUGGGUAUUGUAUUCGGGAGUCCCGGUUGCCAGAAAUCAUCCAGCGAGAUAGGAGUACAUACACUGCCGCUAUGGACUACGUCACUUUGCAAAUUCACACCGCCGGUGGGAAUCAGCAGAGUGCCGAUCUCCCUGUUCAAGAACAUCUCCAGAAGAGUGACAUCUCACUAG
Messenger RNA from Phytophthora nicotianae INRA-310, 648 nucleotides. RefSeq lists its product as hypothetical. Lineage: Eukaryota; Oomycota; Peronosporomycetes; Peronosporales; Peronosporaceae. The transcript has a single exon. The record is from RefSeq and is a predicted model, not a curated record. The coding region runs from base 1 to 648 and encodes 215 amino acids.